GUUGGAGGAUCCGCACCAUGAAGCCAAGACUUCCAUGGCUGGGCUUGCUUCUGCUUGGCUGGGCUGUGGAUUUCGUUUCGAAGGCUCCAGGCGAGACCAGGAGACUUGGCCGAGCCAAGUCGGCGAAUCCGGACAAGGCAGAGCUGCUUCCUCCGGAGGUGCCAGCAGAGACGCGCUGGGAUCUCUGGCCCGCACUGCCAGUGGCGCCCUAUGAGCGCCGGAAGACCAUUCUGCAGGAGAGCAUCCCCGGCGAGUUGUGGGGCCUUGAGCAGAAGAUUGGCUUGCUCUAUGUGCAUGUGCCGAUUCGUAUGACAGUGCUGAGGCUCAAAGAUGGUCUCUUGCUCUAUGGGGCUGUGGCGCCCACGGGCGAAUGCCUGUCUUUGUUGCGGGGCCUGGAAGCCAAGUACGGCCCGGUGCGCUUUCUGAUCUUACCUACAGUGGCCGUAGAGCACAAGACCUUCGCGGGGCCUCUUGCUCGGCAGCUGCCGACUGCUGAGGUUUGGUAUGCGCCUGGCCAGUACUCGGUCCCCGUGCCUCUGCCCCUGGCGUUCUUGGGCUUCCCCCUGGAUCGCCUGCGGGAGCUUCCGAGGGACAGCAACGAUGCGGCGCUGCCAUGGGGGGAUGAGCUCGAGCACAAGGUGCUUGGCCCCAUCGGCAAGGAUCCAGCCACCGGUGCCUUCUGCGAGGCAGCGUUUUACGUGCCCCGACUUCGGCUGCUGCUUCUGACCGACCUCCUCAUCUCCAUCCCCAGCUCACCACCUGCCAUUCUGCUGGAGGAUCCGCGGCCCCUGCUCUUCCAUGCCAGAGAUGGCCCCCUGGAGCCUUUGGAGUCAGACGUCUUUGCUCUUCAGCGCGGGUGGCAGCGCAUUGUGAUCUUUUCCCUGUUCUUCCAAUCCGGCGCCAUCGAGGUGCAGGGCGUCUCGGAGGCCUUCCGGGACGCGGGGAAGAGCCAGGCGCCGGAGCUGGGCUGGGGCGGGCUGCUGCCCUGGAACUACAAAACCGAUUGGCGGGAGGCUUUUCGGGCGGUGAGCGGAGGUGUGCUGGUGCCCCCCAUCUUGCAGGCGCUGGUGCUGAAUCGGGGGGCCCGCGACACGGCCGCGCUGCGGAGCUUUGUGCAGGCGGUGAGCCGGUGGCCCUUCGAGCGCAUGCAGUCGCUCCACUUCGACGGUCUCACGGCCUGCAGGGCCGGGGACUGGACCAGCGCCUUCCGCCGAUUUCUGGAUGAGCCCAGCUUGCCCUUUGGCGCCUGGGGGCCCAAGCCUCGGGAUGUGGAUUUAGAGUUUCUGCGCGGCUUCGGCCGCCAACUUCAGAGCAGUGGCAUCAUUGACCCGCUGCAGAGCAAGCGGCAAAGCAUCCUGUGAUUGUGGUAUUGCUGUUUCCCUUAGCAAAAGCCCUCGAACGCGCGUGGCCUGAGUCUGCCAAGCAUGACAGACUCGGGAAUAGUCAGGGAUUGCACCCUGCCCACCUCUGGGGAUGGCUGGCUUGGCUGUUUGCAUCUGAAGCUCGAUGGAGCUUGCGUCUGGCGGAGCACACGCGACUUGCGCCGAGAAAAGCCACGCUGACUUCCCGCAAGGUUGGGGAGGAGAAGCCUGCCAGCCAGGCCAGGUACUGUGGGCCAAGGAUGUGGGGCACGCUAGCUGGCGUGGGAAAGUGGAGAAGGCCAACAUUCAUAUCAAGCAGCACGCUUUGAUGAAUUGAUCCCCUAAUUCGUUUGGC
This is a messenger RNA of Effrenium voratum, 1716 nucleotides long. NCBI's taxonomy places the organism in Eukaryota, Dinophyceae, Suessiales, Symbiodiniaceae. The record is from the annotation of a GenBank genome assembly.